Messenger RNA from Schistocerca nitens (vagrant locust), 3548 nucleotides. RefSeq names its product glycerol kinase-like. Lineage: Eukaryota; Metazoa; Arthropoda; Insecta; Orthoptera; Acrididae. The coding region runs from base 714 to 2366 and encodes 550 amino acids. The record is from RefSeq and is a predicted model, not a curated record. Gene Ontology annotation, molecular function: glycerol kinase activity. The transcript is spliced from 13 exons. Gene Ontology annotation, cellular component: mitochondrion. Gene Ontology annotation, biological process: glycerol metabolic process; glycerol-3-phosphate biosynthetic process; triglyceride metabolic process.
UCCGGACUCUCGCACACAACUUCGCACAGUUCUUCUGCUAGACUCAGUUGCUGUCACAAAGUCGCCAACAAAUAUUUUCGGGAAUGCUGACUACCUCUGAAAGCAUGGAUUUGACACAGCAAAGUAGCCAUAGGCCUGGCGUAAUUCAGUUUAAGCAAUUUUUAAAGUGAUUAACUUCGUUGCGGAACAAGAGGAAUUGUAAUGCAAUCGACCGCUGAAAAUGCCAUGUAAUCGAGAUGUGAUUUGAUAGCUGCUAGUGUGGGAAUUCUGAACUAGUAAUUACCGAAUGAGAUACUCAUUCUUAAAGCUGGGAAAUACGUAGAUACGAAAGAAAGUAAAAUAAAAACAAAUCAUCGCAGGGUGAUCUCCACUGAAAGUCAAUAUUGUUUUCAUAACGUUGAGCCGAGUCAUCACGAGAGACUAGAAGUACUGCAGUAGUGUUCAUUACAGUAUUCUUAUCGGGACGUUAUUAUUUAGACAAAUUUUGUCAGUGUUGUUUGUGAGGACACUGACACAAUAUAGAUAAACGAUUCUUGCCUACCAGCUUCUCUGAAGAUAAGCUGUUGGGCAGUAGCGGUAUAAUAUUGACUGCAUCAGGAAGAAAAACACCAACGGGGGACGUACCGUAGCAGAAAACUCGCAUUAGAUGCUAGUAUUAACGAUUUAAUUACUACGAUUAGCACUUUUGUGUCUAGAAGCAAUAAAAUUAGAAAAUGCCAGUACGAGGUAGAUUUGGCCCAUUGGUUGGGGCAAUAGACGAAGGAACAAGCAGCGCCCGUUUUCUGGUGUUUUCUGCGCGGACUGCAGAAGUUCUAACGUAUCACCAGAUCCGUAUAGCACAAGACUGCCCUCGUGAGGGAUGGGUUGAACAGGAUCCAGUAGCAAUUUUAUCUGCAGUGAAGGAAUGUAUAAAUGAGACUGUAGAGAAUCUGAAAAAGCUGGACAUUGAUCCUGCCGACAUUGUGGCCAUUGGAAUAACAAAUCAGAGGGAGACAACCAUAGUAUGGGACCCAAAAACUGGAAAGCCUUUGUACAAUGCAAUAGUCUGGCUUGAUGUAAGAAAUACAGAGACAGUUGAUGACUUAUUAAAAAAUGUACGUGACAGGAAUCAAGACUACUUCAAACCGUUGUGUGGGCUUCCAGUAAGCACUUAUUUCAGUGCUCUGAAACUGAAAUGGAUGAUGGACAAUGUUCCUGAAGUACGAGAGGCAGUUAAGAAUAAGUCAUGUUUAUUUGGCACUGUGGACACUUGGCUCAUAUGGAAUCUUACAGGAGGGCCUAACGGUGGUCUUCACAUAACUGAUGUUACCAAUGCCUCAAGGACAAUGUUAAUGAAUAUUCGCACACUGCAGUGGGACAACACUCUUUGCAAAUUUUUUGGUAUACCAAAAGAAAUCUUGCCUGAAAUCAGAAGUUCUUCAGAAAUUUAUGGAUACAUUGCUGCUUCCCCUUUGGAAGGAGUGCCUAUUUCAGGGUGUCUCGGUGACCAGCAGUCUGCUCUUGUUGGUCAAAUGUGUUUACAUCAAGGUCAAGCCAAGAACACUUAUGGAACCGGAUGCUUCUUACUGUAUAAUACAGGAACAGCUGUAGUGCACUCAAGUCAUGGCCUUUUGACAACUGUAGCAUAUCGCAUGGGAAAAAAUACUCCUCCAGUUUAUGCCCUGGAAGGCGCCAUUGCCAUUGCAGGUGUUGCAUUUAGUUGGCUGAAAGAUAACAUUGGUAUUUUGAAAGAUAUUGCUGAGUCCGAGAAUAUGAUUAAAGAAAUGACAGCUCAUCGUGAAGUUUAUUUUGUUCCAGCAUUCUCUGGACUUUAUGCUCCAUAUUGGCGAAAGGAUGCUCGCAGUGUUAUAUGUGGCCUGUCAGAAGAAACAACUAAAGCAGAUAUUGUGAAGGCUGCUAUGGAAGCAGUAUGCUUUCAGACACGAGACAUCUUAAAUGCUAUGAAUAAAGAUUGUGGAAUUCCACUAACAAGACUUCUUGUGGAUGGUGGUUUAACUGUAAAUGAUACAAUUAUGCAGCUGCAGGCAGAUUUGUGUGGAAUCCCAGUUGUCAGACCACUGAUGACUGAGGCAACUGCUUUAGGAGCUGCUAUAGCUGCUGGAAGUGCAGAAGGGAUAGAAGUAUGGGAUUUGCAUGAGGUUCAGUCUGUUCCCAGUGAUGUGUUCAAGCCAUCAAUAUCAGAGGAUGAGCGUGAUAUGAGGUACUCGAGAUGGAAGAUGGCUAUAGAGAGAAGUCUAAACUGGGAACCAGAGGCUGUUGAAAAGGAAAUAGAUAAGGAACACUGCAUUCGGUCGUCGAUACCAGUUGGCCUGUUUGUUGUUUCUGCAUUUUGUCUCUUGCUAAUUGCCAGACAAUUAAAAAAAUGAAUAAAAUUGAAAAUGUUAGAUCAAAAUUUAUAAAUAAUGCAGAACAGUAUUCAAGUAUCUGUACAAUGAAACGAUGUUGUGGAUGACAUUUUGUGGUUUCAUUAAUGUGGCCUGCUCGUUCUGGCCGGCUCACGUACUUGUUGACUUCUUGUGCUCCAAAAGUUAUAGCUCAGGGCUGUUGUACUUACUGAAGAAUAUAAUAUUUUUGUAAUAUAUAAUUUGAAGAAGAAAUGUUAAAAGACGUGUAAUUGCUGUUUAUUUGUCAGGUUAAUGAGAUUGAUGUCUGCCAAAUAUCGACAAUAUCAGGUGAAUCACAUUUGUAUUAGAAAUGAAACUGAUAUAUUUGGAGAGUAUUGUAAUGUUUUUAAUGGUGAUUGUGGUGGAGUACUUUGUGGUGAACUGUAAUUGUAGUUCUUUUUAAUUGUUGGUUGUUGGGCACAUGCUUAUUGUUCCUUCAAACAUAAGUGGGGCACAUGCUUAUUGUUCCUUCAAACAUAAGUGGAGUUAUUAUUUUCAGUAAUAUUACUCACGUACUUAUAUGGCUGGUUGUGAUUAAGUGUGACAUAUUGAAGGAGAAUAGCCAUAUUGAUUUUUGGUAUCUAUCAUAUAGUACAAAUUAUGAAUAUUUUCCUCUUGCAAGUGUUUGUAGGAAAAGCCAUUUUCCUUUUUUAAAUAUGAACUUUUUUCAAAGAUUUUGUGUGUGUUUCUGUGACUGACUAUGCUGCAGACGUGUGUGUGUGUGUGUGUGUGUGUGUGUGUGUGUGUGUGUGUGUGUGUGUGUUUUGGUGAGAAUGUAUGCCAUUAGUAAAAUAAUAAUUUUCUUGAUCAGUAUUAAAAAACAGUGUUAUCGAUAUUCAUUUUACUCCCUCCUAACUAGAAAACUAAAUAUCAAGAUUUGACUCUAAAUCAAGUGACAGAGGGAGCAAAACAUACUCACUGACACAAGCACAAGUCAAUGCAAAUGCUUUUACUACUUUCUUUUUUCUAGAAGGCUAAAAUUGAUUAGAUGAUGUAUACAUUGGUGUAGCUGUCAAACAUCUUCUUUCAUGUGAACAUCAGAGAAAAAGUAUGUUUUCACUGUGGAACUUUUGUGGAGGCAUUUUAAAACUGAUAUAAGCUCUCUGAUUAUCAUUAUACUUUUGCCACUGAUUGCUUCAUCUGUCACAUGUAUACAUCUGUUCA